AAUUUGUUACAAUAGUAACGAUAUGCGUGCGAACUCCAGGGAUUUUGAGUUGGUAGAAAAGGUAUUCUCAGAUAUUGGAACCUCAACAAGGAUUGCUAAGGAAGUGAUGCUCAAAAUGCAGGAAUCAAACGAUCAGCGGCUGCAUUCGCUAGAAGAAGAAAUACAAUUGAUGCAAUCAAACUUGAGACAUGCGAACAAAAUGAAUGAAAAUCAAAAUAAUCACUUGCGAUUUCUUUUGGGUGCGAACUGCUUUUUGAACGCUCGUGUUGCUAGCCAGGAAACGCAUUUACAAAAAGAAAAGGACAUAUACGAAGAAAUCCUGAAGGAAUGUGAAUACUUGAAACGUCAAAUAUCAACAGAACGUUCUCGAUGCUGAGACAUGGCGGAGAAGAAAUGAUUUCGAGACGACAAUUGGAUCAGAUGUCUAGGGAGCAUGCUAAUGAGUUACAAAUGUUAAAGACGGAAAAAGAAUUGCUCGAAAAGAAUCAGUUGCAAUUACUUCAAAAGGAAACGGAAGAGUUCAACAUAAUGAAAGAAGAAAUUGAAAGACUGCAUCGUGAAGUACAGGCAGCAAGAACUCGUGAACUUCUGGCAAUAGCUCAAUCUCCGACAGCCAUUCGAGAAAUCUGUGUAAAAAACGAAGAAACUCUUUGGAAGGAAAUGGACCUUCUUCAACAAGAAAUUUUGCAAAGAGAAGACGAAAUAAAAGAACUUAAUAAUUUAUUACAAUCCGUUCAGUAUUUGCAAAAUGAGGACAGAUGUAAAUUACAUGGACUACUGCAACAAAAAGAAGGAACAAUUAUCAUCCUGACGAAGCAGAAAGAAGUACUUCAAACGAGACUGAACACGGUGAAACAAACUAUCGAGUUACUGAGGCAAGAGUCUGCUGCUACUUUGGGCGUUAUUAGCGAACCAAGUCAGCAACUGAAACAAAUGAUCGAAAAAGACGUGCAGUUAGAACAUGAAUAUAAGAGGAUUCAACAGGAUCUUUGUAAACAUGAAAGGCUUUGUAGUGACAUCGAAAACACUACGAUGGUUAAUGAAGAAAAUAUGGUUCACCUUUUGGAAGAGAACAAUGCACAUGCAAGGUCCGACGAAGAUGCGCUUGAAAACGAAAUACUUUCAGCAGACGUAUCAACAGCAAACGAAAUACUUCUAGAUGAUGUAUCAACAGCAAACGAAAUACUUCUAGAUGAUGUAUCAACAGCAAACGAAAUACUUCUAGAUGAUGUAUCAACAGGAAUCAAAAUACCCCCAAGAGACGUAUCAACAGAAAACGAAAUACUUCCAGGAGACGUAUCGACCAUUUAUAAUCGAUUGAAUCCGGACGAGGAAAACAUGCCAGAAAACGCAGCAACUUUUCGCGAUGCCCUUGAUCCACUAAAAAUUGCUGAGCUCUAUAAGAACUUGUAUGCGAACCACUGGCCCGUUGCAUUUCAAGCAGCAAGCAGCUAUUUUUUUGGCAUGCCUGAACAUGAAAUAGUGAACACCAUUCUUGAAAUUUUUGAGAGGGUACGCAUAUUCUGUAAAGACACAUUCGAUAAACAGAAGCUGGCUAUAAUGGAACAAAUGAAGAACGAUUCAUCUGAUCUUGUUAACCUGGACGAAGCUCGUGUACUGGAAUUUAUGGGACAGGGAACAACGGAGUUUUCUCUAAGUUUGUUGCAUCAGAAAUACAGGGCGAUGGUCUUUGGUUCAUUCUUAGACGGCAAAUCCAUCUUCAUUCAAGAGAGUAUCCGAAUCUGUUGGUUAAUGAAUCUCUCCGAUCCGCCUGUUGUGGAACAUAAAAAAAUUAAAAGUGGUGACAAGUUUGAUCCAAAUUUAUAUCAAGUAUAUACUCACCAAGGUAACAAAGUACAGUUCGUUGUGCUGCCCGCACUGAUGCGCAAGGAUGGACCUAUCAUUGCAAAAGGUGUUGUUCAGUGUAAACCAUUUACGAAGGCUUCAUCGCGCAUGCAUAGAAAAGGAACCAAUACUCUCGCGCGCCGAUUUAGCAGUAGCUGGAUAGGCGCUGAACAAUCGCUUCAAGAUAAUUCACAUGGGAGCGAUUCGGCCUCAUCUUUAUCGGAAUGCAGUCAUCCUGCGCAACCAAACGGUGCAAAUGGAUCAGAUCUUGGUAGGAAGAAAUACCCAAAGGAGCUGACCCCAUCGGAGAGCGACUUGAAAAAAUAUCGUGUCUACAAAACAAUGUUUUCUGAUUUAAUUGUUAAAAGUAAGUUAGGAGAAAAAUUGUACGACAAAUGCUUGAAGUAUGAAGAGUGGAAAAACAAGCAAAAUUAAACUGCCUAGAUGUUUGGUACGCUUUAUUGCAAACGUCGAUGGACGAAAUGCUUAUAUACUCCUCAGUUUUAAUACUUUAGAUAUUUUACAUAGUUUUGUCCUGAAGUUGAAUGUAAAGCAUAUAAUUUAAUGGUGAUACAAAAUAUUUCUGCGAUCUGUCGACUGAUUGAAAUACUUAAAUAAGCGCAAAUUAUUUUCAACCGUUUAACGUUUUUUCAUAAACUUUGAACUUCGAAAAUUUGCCACGAAACAUAUGAUCACUGAAGAGAAUGUUCAAAGUUAAUUACAUGGGUACCAAAUGCAUUCUACUUGCAGCAAUAUGGGUUACGUUUGUGAACAAUUAAGAUCAUUUAUAAACAAUGUGGCAUAAUUUCUUUCAGUUUUAUCAGAUGCGCUUGUUGUGAAGAUUAUUUGAGCCACGUUCUGAAAAAAUUGGGCUUAUUGCUUGUGCGUAAAGUGUCGUCCCAGAUUAGCCUGUGCAGUCCGCACAUGCUACUCAGGGACGACGCUUUACGAUUUUAUGAAAUUUUUCGUUUACAUGAAGUCUCUUGUAAGUAAAAAUCAAAUUUUGGCCGAAAAUGUCGUCCCUGAUUAGCCUGUGCGGACUGCAUGGGUUCUCGAGCGUAAACUAAGGUUUUCAAAUGAUAACCUAGGUUCUCAUAAAAAAAAGUUUCUCAUGAAAAUCCAGGUUUUGAUGAAAAUCCUAUAUCAGAUCAAUCGUUACAUAAUUCAUUGGUACCGCAUUAAAUGAGUUUUAGAUAUUCAGUUCCCUUGUUCGGGCCUCAAACGACUGUACGGUGCAGUAUAGGGCUAUUUUUAUUUUUCUAUUUUAAGUAUGUAUGUGGUAUAUUGAAGCAAUUAUUAUGGUAUAAAUAGUAGUUUAAUCUCUAUUGAUAAUGUGUAAAAAAUGUAUUUUCCAAUGUUAAGAUAUCGGCCCACUCUGCAAGAAACACUUAUGCACUAAAGACUUCGCAAACAUAUUUCAAUAACUUGUGAUAUCUUCAAAAAUAAAGAUCUUAACGGCGUGUUUUCAUUCUGACCAGCCCGUGUUUCAUCAUAUAUGAACCAAAUUGAUCCUGCGCCCUGAAUAAUAUGUGUCCCUUAUUCCAAACGAGCAAGUUUACGCCGUCCGACGCGUAUUUCUAGGUUCUCAUGAGAACUAUGGUUUUAACAUUGUAAUUCUGGGAACCUAGGUUCUCAUGAGAACAACGGUUCCCUGAAAACCACGGUUAUGGCAAGCGGUUCGACGCAUAAUCCCAAGAAACUAGGUUUUUCAUGAGAACUUAGUUUUCCAUUCUGAGAACCUAGGUUCUUACCAGGGUCCGUAUUCACCAAACAAUUCUAAGACUUAAGUCUAAGAAUAAAGAAAAUUCUUUAAAUUAGAAUAUUCAAGAAUUCCUUUACUUUUGAAUCAAACUCUGCAGUAAACAUCUCUAUCUAUAUUAUUCUUCAUAUAGAACAUUUUGUUAAUGACAUAAUCACCAGUGAAGGCCUGUAUAUAUUCAAACACUGAACACAUUUUUCUAUGCUCUAAGUAUAUUCUUUAUUCUUAAGUCUAAGAAUCGGUUGGUGAAUACGGGCCCAGAACCUUGGUUUUCAAAUACGAACCUAGGCUAUCGCCGUUUGUUGCACAUU
This is a messenger RNA of Dreissena polymorpha, 3915 nucleotides long. RefSeq lists its product as uncharacterized. The transcript has 16 exons. The record is from RefSeq and is a predicted model, not a curated record. The coding region runs from base 370 to 2280 and encodes 636 amino acids. NCBI's taxonomy places the organism in Eukaryota, Metazoa, Mollusca, Bivalvia, Myida, Dreissenidae.